This is a messenger RNA of Scedosporium apiospermum, 441 nucleotides long. RefSeq lists its product as uncharacterized. Bases 1 to 441 code for a protein of 146 amino acids. NCBI's taxonomy places the organism in Eukaryota, Fungi, Ascomycota, Sordariomycetes, Microascales, Microascaceae. The transcript is spliced from 3 exons. The record is from RefSeq and is a predicted model, not a curated record.
AUGACCGAUCCCACAAACGCCAAUCCCUCUCCCAACGCCUCUGCUGUCGUGUCUGAUACCCCUCCUGCUCCAGCGCCCUCAGCACCCACCACGAAUACAGACGUCGCAAUGACCGAUGCAGACAGUCAUCUUCCUGUGCCUGAGCCUCCUCUUGUACCAGAGCCCACAAUCGACGGCGCCGAUCGGGAUUCUGCCUCCAACACUUUACCAUCGACGAGGCCCGCCAACAUUCGCCAGUAUCUAAACGAGAAAGUAUGCCCUAGUCUCACUGCGGGCUGUAAGCUGCUCUUCCAGGACCCGGACCACCUUCCGGAAGAUCCCCUUCGAAUUCUUGGAGAAUACCUCCUCGAGCGCCACGCUGAGAUUGUUGCGCAAAGGACGAAAGAGGUACAAGACACACCAAAGGUCGACAGACCUAAUGGCGAAACAGCUUCAGUAUGA